AUGCUGAUUAUCUUCUCUGAAGAGAGUUUGAGAGCUUCUUUGAAUUUAGGCUUAUCAGAGAGUUUAAAGAUAGCUUUCCCGGAUAUCAUCCCCGCCAUCAGGCCUAAAGUUGAGAAUAUAACUAUUCCAGAUGGUGAAUGA
This is a messenger RNA of Plenodomus lingam JN3, 141 nucleotides long. NCBI's taxonomy places the organism in Eukaryota, Fungi, Ascomycota, Dothideomycetes, Pleosporales, Leptosphaeriaceae. The record is from RefSeq and is a predicted model, not a curated record.